Messenger RNA from Vombatus ursinus (common wombat), 1078 nucleotides. RefSeq names its product histone H2AX. Lineage: Eukaryota; Metazoa; Chordata; Mammalia; Diprotodontia; Vombatidae. The coding region runs from base 146 to 583 and encodes 145 amino acids. Gene Ontology annotation, molecular function: protein heterodimerization activity; DNA binding; structural constituent of chromatin. Gene Ontology annotation, cellular component: nucleosome. The record is from RefSeq and is a predicted model, not a curated record. Gene Ontology annotation, biological process: DNA damage response. The transcript has a single exon.
CUGUGACCGGCUGCCUUAAAGGCGGCAGCUUUGCACGCUGACCGGCAUUUAGACUGCGGCGAGAGUUUGGUGAGUGUGUUUGCGCAUGCGCAGCCGUUACUGGCAGUAGUUCUCUCAGAACCAGUCUCGCGCUUUAUACGUUAGCAUGUCGGGUCGCGGCAAGACUGGCGGGAAGGCCCGUGCCAAGGCCAAGUCUCGCUCUUCUCGGGCCGGGCUGCAGUUUCCCGUGGGCCGUGUGCACCGAUUGCUGAGGAAGGGCCACUACGCGGAGCGAGUCGGGGCUGGCGCGCCGGUGUACCUGGCAGCCGUGCUGGAGUACUUGACGGCCGAGAUCCUGGAGCUGGCGGGCAAUGCGGCCCGGGACAACAAGAAGACCCGCAUCAUCCCCCGCCACCUGCAGCUGGCCAUCCGCAACGACGAGGAACUCAACAAACUCCUGGGCGGCGUGACCAUCGCCCAGGGCGGCGUCCUGCCCAACAUCCAGGCGGUGCUGCUGCCCAAGAAAAGCGGCGCCAUCACCGGACCCAAGGCCCCGGGCAGCGGCGGCAGCAAGAAGAGCACGCAGGCCUCGCAGGAGUACUGAGGGCAGCCCCGGCCUCAGCGCCGCGGCCGCUCGGCUCCGCACCAGACCCCCCCACCACCACCACCACAAAGGCCCUUUUCAGGGCCGCCUCCCCCCUCACUGAGAGAGCUGCUCCACUCGCCUCCCUCCCCAGCCGGCCCCCCGGCGUCCUCGGCCCCGCCCCCUCCCUCGGCCCGGCGCGGCGGGGCGCGUGGGGUCGCGGGGCCCGCCCAAGCCCCGCUCAUCCUCUGACUCCUCUCUUGGCAGCUACUGAACCAACCCCAGGGCGGUGGCGCCCCGCGGCCACGCGCGGACCACCACGGGGCAGCCCGCGUCCCCGGCCGGCGCUGAAGUUCAUCCCCAGCCCGGACCUCCGGCUCAUGAACUGAAUUUUCUCAGCUUAGACACGUUGCCUUUAUCCUGGGGAAGGAACUGGGGGAAUUGAGAGACUGUGAAAGACAAUUCGGAAGUCCGAUUAACUUAAUUUUAUUAAAUGUUUUGUUUUGUUUUUUCUAA